AUGAAUGAAAAUGAAGAUAUUGAUUCUAAAGAGAGUGGAGAAUAUGAAGAUGACUUUGAAAAGGACCUGGAGUGGUUAAUUAAUGAAAAAGAAAAAAGUGAUGCCAGCAUAAUAGAAAUGGCUUGCAAGAAUGAAGAAGAUAUUAACCAAAAAAUGAAAGAGAAUGAAACAGAAACAGAACAUACCCAACAGCUUUCAGAUCCUGACAUAUCUUCAAAGGAUGAAGUUUCACCAAGAAGAAAUGACUUCAUUUCUGUCCCAAGUAUUCAACCUUUGGAUCCUACAUCAGACACAGAUAGUGAAAACUCUUUCCAGGAUUCCAAACUAGAAAGCCAGAGAGACUUGGAAGAAGAAGAGGAUGAGGAAGUAAGAAGAUAUAUUAUGGAGAAAAUUAUCCAAGCUAACAAGCUUCUACAGAAUCAAGAACCCGUGAAUGAUAAAAGGGAGCGAAAACUUAAAUUCAAGGACAAAUUAGUUGAUCUGGAAGUUCCUCCACUUGAAGACAAUGAUACUAAUAAAAAUUAUAUUGAAAAUGAAAAUAACAUGUCUGGAAAACUGUCUCAGUUAAGUAUUUCCAAUGAAUUAGGGCAAGAAAAUGUGAUCCUGUCACUUCCUGAUGGAAGCAGUGAAGAAAACAAGGAUAGGAAGAUACUGGUAGAGAGAGAUGGGAAGUUUGAACUUCUAAAUUUACAAGACAUUGAAAGUCAGGGUUUUUUGUCCCCCAUUGAUAAUGCUGAUAGUACAGAAAGUGAACCUCAGCAGUUAUCACUUAAAGCUCCUAAUUCAUCUGUCAAUGGUAUCAAGAAAGAAGAGCCUUCAAUAAAGGUUCAAGCUGUUAAUACCAACUCAUCAGCAGGAGAGCCAUUAGCUCAUAUCCCUCAAACACCACCCAACCCCAAGACUCGUCCAUGCUCUGCUGCCCACUUAGAUCGAAAUAAAGGAAAUGGGAAAUUUAAUCACCGGACACAUUCUGCAAAUAUAUCUCCAGUGACCUCAACAUACUGUCUUUCCCCUCGACAGAAAGAACUCCAAAAACAGCUGGAACAAAAGAGAGAAAAGCUAAAGAGAGAGGAAGAACAACGGAAAAUAGAAGAAGAGAAAGAAAAGAAAAAAGAGAAUGAUCUGGUAUUUAAAGCAUGGUUGCAAAAGAAAAGAGAGCAGGUUAUAGAAAUGAGGAGAAUUCAGCGAGCAAAGCAAAUUGAAUACAUGAACAGUAGACAGGUUAACAGAGAUCCACAACAAGCCUUUCGAUUGUGGCUUAAGAAAAAGCAUGAAGAGCAAAUGAAAGAAAGAAAGACAGAAGAACUAAGAAAGCAAGAGGAAUGCUUAUUCUUCCUCAAAGGAACAGAAGGCCGUGAAAGGGCUUUUAAGCAAUGGCUCAGAAGGAAACGGAUAGAAAAAAUAGCAGAGCAACAAGCUGUCAAAGAGAGAGCAAGGCAGCUCCGACUAGAAGCCAGACGUUCUAAACACUUACAGAACCACCUAUAUAACAUGUCAGAGGCCAGAGCAUUUCGUUUUACUGAUUACUACAACUGAAGAGUCUAUUAAAUACUGCAUCCAGCAGCUGCUAUCACCAAAAUUUGGAUAUCAUUUCUAUGGCCCUUGUGAUU
Molecule: messenger RNA, 1610 nt
Organism: Castor canadensis (American beaver)
Lineage: Eukaryota; Metazoa; Chordata; Mammalia; Rodentia; Castoridae
Source: RefSeq, a predicted model, not a curated record